Messenger RNA from Aphanomyces invadans, 5142 nucleotides. RefSeq lists its product as hypothetical. The transcript is spliced from 22 exons. Lineage: Eukaryota; Oomycota; Saprolegniomycetes; Saprolegniales; Verrucalvaceae. The record is from RefSeq and is a predicted model, not a curated record. Bases 61 to 4656 code for a protein of 1531 amino acids.
GACGCCUGUCUAGGCAGUUACAACUUCCGAAGGGACACUCGCCGCGCGGCGACAUUGUGGAUGUCGCACCACGUCCGCCGACAUGGCAAACCGCAGCCGAUCAGUGGCUUGGGCGAUGCGACAUUUCAAAUGCACACGACACAACCCGAACGUCCGCAGUCCAAUGCAGACGACGGAUUCGACAUCAAGCAGUUUCUCUUGGAUCAAAAGACUACGCGCUCGUUCCACGACAGCGCGCUCUUUCGAUCGUGUGGUGGUCGCGACAUGCAGAGUUACCCCGGCGACGGCGGACGUCCACCGCUGCGAAACCCUGGCAGCGCGUUCUACAAAAAGGCCCAGCUACCUAAAAUGGAAAAACAUCCUACGUUGGGCAAAGCGAGCUCGAUGCCGUCCCUGGAUCCAAACGGCGAUGGCCGGUCCAACCACCAUGCCAACGCAAGAAACGGAUCCAUCGUCGCCACGCCUGACGACGCGACGUCGGGAUAUCGCUUGUACGCGAUUGAAAACAUGGCCGACUCGUCCCUCCAUGCGUCGCGGUCACAGAACCACACGUGGCAGACGCUUCGAACGAGCGACCUACGCUCCGAAUGCCCAUGCAAACGAAGCGAUGUGCUGGACCUAGCCGCGUGUUUCGAUGCCGCCAUGAGCUACUCUGGUGGCAAAGAUAACUGGGAGGGUGACCGUCGAACGGCUCUGAUUGACCGCGACUACAUGGCGGUACAGGCCAACGUCGUGGCCUUGUACCGCCCCGUCAACGACAUGGACAAGCGAGUGUUGACAUCGAUCGUGUUCGAGCAAAAGUGGAGCGAUAUUGUGUUGGGCGAACUGGAAGGGAUGCUUCUCGUGUCGUUUUUUGAACAGGGAAGCUUGCUCCGCAACGUCCGCAUUCAGUACGCGACUGCGUUCUAUCGGCUCGAAAUGCACUACACUGCCUGCGAGGCGGAAAAACAACGAGCGCUCGAUCAAGCGUCGCAUGCCCGCAAAGCGUUGACGGACCAAGCCACGGCGCACGGCACGACCAUGGCUGCAGUGCGCACGGAGUACGAGACCUCGAUUGCUGCGCUAAAAGAUCAGAUGGAGCACGAGCGCGCCGAGGCCGACCGAAAGCUGUUUGACGCCAAAGAACAGAUCGCCAAGAUGAGCGAGACGAUGAAAACACUCAAUGCUAUCUUCAAGCAAAUGCGCGAAGAUUCGGACAAGGUGCGCGCGAUCGAGCUCAAAGAGACGAAUCAAAAACUCGAGCGCAAAUGCAAUGCGCUGGACGACGAAGCCAAGUUGCUGCGCCCGCUUGUCGCGCAGAAUCGCACGCUCGAGGCCAACGUGGCCAUCCAGUCUGCACAACUGGACGCGGCAACUGCGCGAGUGCUAGAACUUGAAGCGUCCAUUCAAGACAAGGAAGGCAUUAUUGAGAACCUACUGCACCGACAGGAACAGCUCCUGGUAAAGCAGGACAUGUUGACAGAGCAGCGCGCCAAGGUGUCGAGUGGAGGAGACGCAUCUGGAGGCGACCAAGGCCUCGGGAUGGACGCAGAGGACGACCAAGGGCCGGGGUCUCAUUUAUGCAGUCGCUGUCAGAUGGCACUGUUCGAUGAUGACACGAACGGCGGCGGGAAUGCGAUCAACCAUACCAGUGCGACAACUGCCAAUGCAGCAGGAGGGGGCAGUGGGCAGCCCGUGCCGCUGGCCAGACGUCGCGACGGAAAGCGUGUGCAGUGCCUCGCUUACCGAAUUCUUCUUCCCAACCUCCAAGGUCGGCGCCCGACGAAAGACGUGUCAUGGACACUCGGGUGCAUGCGCGCGAUAUUAUACGCCAAGCAACUCGAUGACGCCAUUUGCUUCCACAUGGGAGUGCCAGUUCGGUAUCGCAUGGCCGAGUUUGUGUACGCGUGGUUUGCCCCGCCAGACAUCUACAUGGGCGACGUCCCCAACGACCAACGCGACGUCAUCUAUGCCCAAGCCGACGAGGCGCGGUGGAGCCUGUACUAUGGAGCCAAGCUCCUGUCUCGCGAGUGCGUCGAAGCCAAAGUGUUUUUGUCGUUCCUGGACGAGAAAUAUGGCGACGACGAGCUCGUGUUUGGGCUCUUUUGCUUGCGUGUGUUGGAUUGUCUGGCCGGCGGCGAGCUCGACUGGAGCCCCCUUCGGCAUGCGACGACGUAUCCACUCUUCCGAGAUGAAUGGGAUGCGCAUUUCAACUUGACGGGGGAAACGAUUCAAGUGUCGAAAGUCGUGUGGAUCACGCUGCACCAUGCAUCGCUGGCGACGGCAAUCGUGCUCGCCAAGGCGACAGCAGACGAGCGCGACGUGUUCGACUCGAAGAUGAAGGCCAUGGCGACGCUAUCGCUUCCUCCGUCCGAGCGGCCGUCCCAUGUCGUGUCGUUUGACGGCAAGAACGACGGUCCGAUGCUGGACGCAUUUCAGUGGCUUAGUCUCAUGCUCCAGGAAUACCGAGAGGAGCAGGCCCAACGGCGGGCAGCUAUUCGCCUUAUGUUCCAGACCGCGACAACCAACAACGGCGCGGGGACGGCAGCGUCCCCCGUCGUUCAGUCCGGCUCGACGGACGACUUGAUGGCCACCAGUGGUGCCAACGCCGAAAUGGACAUGGAGCAAUUCCGGGCCAUGGUGUUGGCACUCAAUUGCGACGUCACGGCGGGAACGAUUGCGACGUUCUAUCGGGCGUCGUAUGAGCGCGGGGAUGGCCACGUAACGUACGACGCGUUCAUGGCGACGGCGGAAGCGCUGCACUUCUUCACGAGCUGCAUGCGGCUACCAUCGCCAAACGUCAUGGCAAACCAGGAGAUCGAUCCGACGGACAAGAACGGCGGCAUCAACGCCCCCCACGCCCGCCUCGGGUCCCUUGUCGCCAAACACUUCACGCUCUACGAAGCCGAGUGCAAACUCAACUUGCAGGCGUCGCCCCCACUGGCGCAGUCGCUGGCAAAGCACGCACUAGAAGAGCUUCGCGUCGUCCUCCGUGAAGGCCGCGGGUCAUCCAUCGAUGGCUUUCGCGCGCUCGCGGCAUAUCAACGGCUCUUGGCGUUGCAGGUGCAAGACCGCAUGGUUCGGACGGAGCACGCGAGUGCUGCUCUCACGUCCAUGGUGGCGUACCGUCUGGACAAGGAGCUGUACAGUGCCAUGGAUUGCGUGCGCAUCGACCAUUCCAAGCGAUCGGGGGCGGAGCUCCUGUUGGACUCGAUUCGUCGGAAACUGUCGAUCCAUCGGCUCCAGCGGGCCUUCCGGGCGCGACUCUUGCGCGACCAAGGCGUUCCGCUCAACAUGCGCCAACUCAUGCACGGUGGAUACGGCAACGGCAAGACCAACUACCGCGAUCGCCGGGCCAUUCGACCGACAAAGUGGCUCGUUGCCGUGAUUGCCGACCUGAUCCGGUCCAAAAUCGAAGCGGACGCGUCGCCAUCGACGAACGCGAGUCGGUUGUUUGUCGAGCACAUUUACGACCACAUGACCAUGCACUUUGGCUCUCGGUGGGAAGCGGAAAAGACCAUCCACGACAUCUUUGUCAACACUCGAUCGCUCGUGUCGACGCAUCCUCGGAUUCUCCUGUUUUCGCAGUUGUGCGGCAUGGGCAUGUCCGGGGAGGACAAAAUCUUCGGCUCCCCGCAAGCGUUCGCGUUCAUCACGAUGGUGCUGCACUGCGGCCACCAUCAAUUCCCGAUUUUGCACCCGACGGCGGGCGACGCGAGCGACUACUGCCGCCACGACAAUGCGCUCGCGAUCGUCGACGUGUUUUUUUCGUCGACUGGACAUGACAACAAAGAGCGCAUGGUGACGCGGCUGCGCGAGCUCGAGCGACAGAGCCCCAAGCCCAAAGCGUCGGACGCUGACAUGCUGCUGCUGUUUCUACUGGAGGAGUGGCGGCAUUACAUGCUCGACCGCAUGAACCAAAUCAAGGUCGUAUGCUGCUCCGACUCGGACUUGAUGGCCAUCGAAGGCUACCUGAGCUUGGACAACGUCAUGGCCAUUUUCCGGCGCACAGGAAUCAACAUUUCGGAGCUCGAAGUCGCCCAAGUCUUUCGACAGGUCGUCCAGUCCAACUACUCGAGCUUGUCGUUGAUGGAGCGCCUCGUCAAGUUUGUGUUUCCGAUUUUAUGUCAUGAAAUCACCGCCGCCAACGUCCAAGAGGUUGAAAAACCAAACUACAAGGACCAGAUCUACCUCUUGCUUUCCUUCUGGGAGCCCUACGAGGUUGCUUGCGAACGCGUAGUCGAGGACUUGCGCGCGAUCGGCAUGAAAAAUGAUCUGGACGCCGCGAUGGCCACCGUUGAUGCUGAUCGGCGCCGCAAUUCCCUCAGUCGCGCCGCGACCGUCAACUCCAAGCUACGUGCAGCCAACGUCACAGUUGCCGACGCUGACAAGUUCCAGGUCAAAUAUAGAGCCCUUUGUGACCAAAUGCGUGUGUUGGCGAACCACCAUGCCAUCGAUGCUCACGCCAAUGCUCCGGAAGGAGAGCAAGACACUGACGCCGACGGAAGCGCGGCCCAAGCCGCUAUGUGGACAGAACAAGUCGACCAAACAGCCAAACUCUUUCGCAAGUUUCUCACGGAAUGUACACGUUUGCGGGCUCUGGCCAAGAUCGAAAUCGGUCCGAUCCCGGAUCAAUGGCAUCCUGCCACGAAUGCUGUUGCCGCCCCGCCAUCGUAGCCCGGCCCAAGUUCCCUCUAUUCGAUUUGGCCACAUUUGUUCUAUCCAUGCGAUGGCUUUGCGCGCAGCGAGCUUCUUGAGACCGGCGCGCACGCUCGCCUUGGUGAGACCAAUCCGUACUAGUCAUGCGACGCUCGGUACUGAGUAUUGCAUCAAAGCAGAGCAUGUUUGACGCCCUGACUUAACGGCGUCCGUCGAGGCAAUGCCUUCAGUUCGAUUUGUACACUCGUAGACACUAGCCCUUGUCGCAAAAAUGGCCAUUUCCUGAUAUGUGUGGGUUGCACAGUCUCAACACUACCGGUGCUCUCACUGUUUUACAAAGUGUAGCCUCAGGAGCUUGGCCAGCAUGUCAGCGCAGCCCGAACGCUUCUUCUUCAGAACUAGUCAAGUUAUCUUCGUCCUUCAUGCGUGGUCUCGAUUCCUUGAGCCGUGUGCGGUGCGAACCGCUCCCGCUUCCACGUGCUCAUGCAAUCAAGCUUCCGUGGC